GAAAAGCCUCUUCAAGAGACUUUGAACUCAAACUUUAAAGGAUUUUUUGUUCGCUAAAUAAAGACGAUCAUCGUCGGAUUUCUCGAGAGUUCCAACAUCAAAGAAAUAUUUGGAAUUUUCAGAUAAUUACCAGAAUGAUUCUUUGGGGACAACAUGGACUAAAAGGCUGAGAAGUUUCAAGAAGAACGGCGUUUUUGGAGUUUUUCUGUGUUUUUUGGCGUUUUUUCUGAUCUCUACUCGUGGACUUUGAGACGUCUCUCUCAAAGCGAAUUAAUGUCAACACACACGUUUUCUACUUUCAAGAAGAACAAUAGAUAAAGGUCAUCCGUAGGAUUCAAGGACGUCAGCAAGUCCACCGAAUUAUUCCUAGAGACGUGUGUUUCACGUUAUCCGUCGACCGAAUCUUUUUGUAUUCGGGUCGAAUUUGACCCAUUUUCAAAAAGUGUCUACAUCACAAUUUGUCUUUCUUUCAACCAAAUUUCCUAAAAAGAACAUGAAUGGAUCAAUAAAAAAGCUUUUAUCAAGGAAACUGAAGGAUCACUUCACUACUUUCAUUGAAUUUCGGGUGUUUUACUCAAUUUCAUAGCAUUUUUCUACUUCUUGUCGAAAAAUUACAAGUGAUAAUCAGUCGAACAGAAACCACGAGCGUCAGAAACGUUGACAAAAGCGACAAACCUGACACAAAUUCGACAAAUUAGUGCCAGAAUGUAGAAAGGUGUGCUGACGUUUCUUUUUCUUUAACACAAAGGUUAAGACGCUGAGAGAAGAACGCUGGUUUUUGGUUUUUUUGUUUAGUUAUUUGUUGCGUGUGCACGUUUCCACGCUGCAGAGGACUGUGUAAAAUAACGAGCGCGGUUCCCGGGUCUGUGCUUGUGGAUCAGAGAGUUAACGAUGAGAGAUCUGCUCCCGCUGCCGGGGAGGCAGCUUCCUCCUAACUCUUCCUCCUCCUCCUCCUCCUCAUCCUCUUCGUCGUCUUCCUCCUCUUCCUCCCCCGUCACCUCGUUCUCCAUCCACACAUCCAAAAAGUUCCCGUUCUUCCACGUCAUUAAAUGCUGCAGGUACGAGGCGGAGAACGCCUUCUUCUCUGGCCUGAAGCUGAAGGACUUCAACAUCAUCGACACGCUCGGAGUCGGAGGCUUCGGACGCGUCGAGCUGGUGCAGCUGAAGAGCGACGCGGCGAGGACGUUUGCGAUGAAGAUCCUGAAGAAGCGUCACAUCGUGGAGACGCGGCAGCAGGAGCACAUCCGCUCGGAGAAAACCAUCAUGGCCGACGCCCACUGCGACUUCAUCGUCAG
Molecule: messenger RNA, 1295 nt
Organism: Etheostoma spectabile (orangethroat darter)
Lineage: Eukaryota; Metazoa; Chordata; Actinopteri; Perciformes; Percidae
Product: cGMP-dependent protein kinase 1
Biological process (GO): protein phosphorylation
Molecular function (GO): protein kinase activity; ATP binding
Source: RefSeq, a predicted model, not a curated record